AUGGAGAACCGACGCAUGUCGCGCGAACUCGCGGCAUCACAUGUCCUUGCGUGGACAACGUCCCAGUCCGUCAUGGUGGAGCCGUCAUUAGAGGAAGACUUGGAGACCGAUGCGGAUGAACCCCCGGAUUCGACAUUGCUACCCAUGCCACCACACUUUGAGCGCGCUCCCGUUCGCAGGGGCAGCCCACACCAAGAGUCCAUGUUGACCAAGGCUCUUCAUAACCCCUCCGACUCUGACCAUGCCGAGUCUGAUUAUCAACCACGCCGACUGGGAAGGAGACGCUCCAUCACCAGCACUUUCAGCCUGGCUUCGACUGCCGACUACACCUGCGAUACCGGAAUCACAACCCCUCCUCGUACUACUUCACCGAGCCCACGUCGCACCGGUAUCACCUUCCGACUCUCGUCCAAAGUCACUGACACGAAGCCCAGCACUGUCAUGGAUGAAGGACUCCAGGUAGCCCCGUUGGCUGCUGCCACGCCGGCGCCAGAGAAGAAGCGAUGCAUCUCUUUCGCUUGCGCGGCCAAGCCCCCAGUCAACGAUCAAACAUUGACGCACGCCCCGCCCACGCCAGUCAAGGAGGAAGUAAAGACUCAGGAAGCGCUCAAGAAACCGACCAUCAAGUUUGCUUGUGCUCCCCAUCCACAGAGAGAUCAGCCUUCGCCAACUCAGCCUAUCCGUCCCGCUACACCGCUCCCAACAUCGGUUACCUCGCCACUCAAGGAAUUGUUUGAAAUGAGCCCCAAAAAUCUGUCUCGCAGAAGCUCUGUGGCUACUAUUUCAAAGAAGUAUCUUACUGCCCAGCUCGGAGAUUUGCAGAGCGAGCGUGCCCGUUUCCACGAGUUCGCGAGCGAUGAGCCUCAGGAAGAAGACUGGAUACGCGAGGAUUUGACUUCCAAGCCUAAGCUUACCAUCGACGACACGCUCAAGAAGGAGCUCGCUAUUCGCAAGAUCGGAAAGGAAGCUGAGGAAGAGGCCGAGCUUGAGGAAGCAAUGCAGUCGGGCGAAGCGCUCGAGAAUGAUGAGGAGGAGGCGGGCGGCGAUGAGGACGAGGAAGACGAUAAUGAGGACGAAGAUGAGGACAGCAUGGACGACGAUGAGGACGACAACGAAGACGAGGACGAAGACGAAGAUCUCAGCGAUGGUCACUCCGUCUCUGUCUGGGAUGAUGCGUCUGACGGUUACAAGACCGACUCCGAGAUUGGGUUCGGCGAGUCCGACGAUGAGGAUGACGAUGACCUGGUUCUUUGGACUACUGGUGGUCUUGCCGAUCUUUCAUUGUCUGGUGCUACCCCUGUUUUUCGUCGGGGUUCCGUUGACGAGUCCUCUGACUCAUCUGCUGGCUCAGACGGCAACAACGUUGCUCGCCGUGCUCUAAAGAGGCGCGACACGAUUAGGACUCGUGACUUCCGCCCCGCUACCCCUGAUUUGCCUGACAGCACAGAUUUCGUUUGCGGUACCUUGGAUGAGGAUCGUCCCUUGGAGGCGGCUUACUUGGAGCGCAUGGCUGCCCGCAAGCAGAACAAGCUCGUCUUCAUUCCUCAAGACAUUGAUCCCAGCUUUCCCACCUCGGAGCCUGAGGAUGAGGGGGAGGAGUUGUAUAACAAAAGCGCUCACGGAAAUGACGAUAGCGAAGACGAUAUGUGGCAGUUGGAAGAUUUACACUCGGAGCGUGGCCGCAUUGGUCGUGCAAAGAAGGCUCAGAACUCGCCUAGGCGAUGCCGCUCACCUCCGCCCAAGAGGCGUCUUUCUCUCUGCCCCAAGAAGUCUCGCGGCCGUAAUGAUCGCAACCUCUUCGACCGCUCUUCUCCCCGCAGGAUGAGAUCACCUCCGCCUCCUGUUUUGUCCGCAAAGUCUCCCCGUGCUUCUCCUGCUAUGGGAGCCGACGGCGUUGCGUUCAAGUCACUCGCAUUCAGACCGGGCCUGACAUUCACCAAGUCACUGCCCAAGGGACCUGUCAUGUUCCCUCACAUCAACAAGCAGCAGCCUCGCAGAUCCCGUGCUGGCACCAUCACCCAAGACACUCACGUUCGGGGUGCCAUUGACAUUGUCAAGGGUUUGGAGGAGAAGCGCCAGAGGCGCAAAGAAAAGUAUUAUCAAAAGUAUUGCACCCGGGCCCGCAAGGAGAAGGCUCAGCCCAAGAGACCUCCUCCAGGACAAGGUGCUGAGCGCAUGCGUGAAGUUGGUCUAAUAAUGGCUGGCAAGAUCGGCCAGGGCAACUAUGUUCUUUCUUAUUAA
Molecule: messenger RNA, 2241 nt
Organism: Neurospora tetrasperma FGSC 2508
Lineage: Eukaryota; Fungi; Ascomycota; Sordariomycetes; Sordariales; Sordariaceae
Exons: 1
Coding region: 1-2241 (746 amino acids)
Source: RefSeq, a predicted model, not a curated record